AUGCCAGUCUCUUCGAAUUACCCCCCAGUCGACAUUCCAGAAUUGGACCUCUGGACGUUCCUGUUUGAGCGCAAGGAUAGGCCGUUUUCGGAUGAUAAAAUCCUCUACCAAGAUGCCGAUACCCAGCGACACUAUACCUACAAAUCCCUCAGAGAGGCCUCUCUAGAUUUUGGCAAGGGACUGAAAGCCCUCUACGACUGGCGCAAAGGCGAUGUGCUAGCCCUCUUCACACCAAACACAAUCGACACACCGGUGCUGAUGUGGGGAACGCUCUGGGCAGGCGGAAUCAUCUCACCCGCAAACCCGGCUUACACAGUCGACGAGCUAGUCUUCCAGCUGAAGAACUCUGGUGCAAAGGCCGUGGCCACACACGCCUCUGUGUUAUCUGUUGCAGUUGAGGCAGCUAAGAAGGUCGGCAUUGAUGCUGAUAAUGUCUUCCUUGUGGGCGAUGAGCGGGACCCCAAUGCCCGUGUUAAGCAUUUCACUUCUGUGCGCAAUAUCUCUGGUGCUACCCGUUAUCGGAAGCAGAAGAUUGCUCCCGAAAAGGAUGUUGCGUUUUUGGUGUAUUCUUCCGGGACAACUGGUGUGCCUAAGGGUGUUAUGUUGUCUCAUCGGAAUAUUGUCGCCAAUAUUAUGCAGCAGGUUAUUGGGGAGGGUGGAAAGUUGAGCUGGGAUGGUGGACAUGAUGGGAAGGGGGAUCGUGUUUUGGCUUUCUUGCCGUUUUAUCACAUUUAUGGGUUGACCUGCUUGAUCACUCAGGCCCUUUACAAGGGCUAUCAUCUGAUCGUGAUGCAAAAGUUCGACAUCGAAAGGUGGUGUGCACAUGUGCAAAACUACCGCUGCACGUUCAGCUACAUCGUCCCGCCUGUGGUCUUGCUACUUGGAAAGCACCCAGUUGUAGACAAGUACGACUUGUCAAGUCUGCGAAUGAUGAAUUCCGGCGCGGCACCACUCACCCAGGAAUUGGUUGAGGCCGUGUACUCGCGCAUCAAAGUCGGUAUCAAGCAAGGCUACGGACUGUCCGAGACCAGUCCUACCACCCAUUCCCAGCAAUGGGAGGACUGGCGUGAAGCUACUGGCUCUGUUGGACGCCUGAUGCCCAACAUGGAAGCUAGAUACAUGACCAUGCCUGAAGACGGAUCUGCGCCAACUGAGGUUCCCGUCGGCGAGGUUGGUGAGCUGUACCUGAAGGGACCGAACGUCUUCUUGGGUUAUCAUCAGAACCCUGAGGCUACUAAGGGCUGUCUUUCUGAGGAUGGCUGGUUCCAGACUGGUGAUGUCGGAUACCAGGAUUCGAAGGGUCACUUCUACAUCACCGAUCGUGUUAAGGAGCUUAUCAAGUACAAGGGCUUCCAGGUCCCUCCUGCUGAACUAGAGGGUAUUCUCGUUGACAAUGAUGCCAUUGAUGAUGUUGCUGUUAUUGGUAUUGAGAGUGAUGCCCAUGGCUCGGAGGUGCCGAUGGCUUGCGUUGUGCGUAGCGCAAAGAGCAAAUCUUCAGGUACAACUGAGCAACAGGAAGCGGCAAACAUCGCCAAGUGGCUGGAUAGCAAGGUCGCGCAUCAUAAGAAGCUGCGCGGUGGUGUGCAAUUCGUGGAUGAGAUCCCCAAGAACCCCAGUGGGAAGAUUCUCCGCCGUGUACUGAAGCUGAGAUUCAAGGAGUUGGUCAAGGCACCUAAGGCGAAGCUGUAA
Molecule: messenger RNA, 1689 nt
Organism: Penicillium antarcticum
Lineage: Eukaryota; Fungi; Ascomycota; Eurotiomycetes; Eurotiales; Aspergillaceae
Product: acyl--CoA ligase
Exons: 3
Coding region: 1-1689 (562 amino acids)
Biological process (GO): secondary metabolic process
Molecular function (GO): CoA-ligase activity
Source: RefSeq, a predicted model, not a curated record